This is a messenger RNA of Chelonoidis abingdonii (Abingdon island giant tortoise), 4260 nucleotides long. The record is from RefSeq and is a predicted model, not a curated record. Lineage: Eukaryota; Metazoa; Chordata; Testudines; Testudinidae.
AUGGAGCCUGAACUGGCAGACAGCACAAGACAGGCCGAUAGCAAACCCGGAGAAGGAGGCUCAGCAGAGCCUGAAAUACCACCAGAGGCACGCAGCGGAGAGCGGUUCCACCACGGCAACGGGAAAAAACCCCAUCACCUACAUCGCUUCCAGAGGGACCAAGACCAAGUCAGCAGUCAUACACUCUUGUACCCAUAUGGACCCAAGUUCGGAGACAGAAGAACCCCCAAGGCAGACGAUGGGGCGUCUCCUGAAAUCCCCAUCUCCGUGCGCUUCUCCUUCUACAACAGGAGUUACCGCUCUCUUUACGUGAACAAUAAUGGUGUGGUGUCGUUUGGCGUCCCUGUGAACCAAUUCACACCCGAUUCUUUCCCACUGACCGAUGGGCGGGCCUUUGUGGCGCCAUUCUGGGCAGAUGUGGAUAACCGCAUCACGGGCGAGGUGUUUUUCCGGCAGAGCCGAGACCCGCAGCUCUUGCACAGAGUCACGGCUGACAUCAACGCCUACUUCCCCCAUGAAGAGUUCACCGCGGCCUGGCUCUUUGUGGCCACCUGGGACCGCGUGACCUUCUAUGGCUCCAAAUCCUCCAAGGUGAACACCUUCCAGGUGGUUCUAACCACCGACGGUGACCUGUCCUUCAUCAUGCUGCACUACAGUGACAUCCAGUGGACAACAGGGGUGGCAAGUGGUGGGGACCCGCAUACUGGAUUGGGGGGCAUCCCAGCUCAGGCUGGAUUUAACAGUGGUGGAUCCAAAAAUUACUUCAACAUCCCUGGCUCACGGACCCCAAGCAUCCUGAAGAUCAGUUCAAUGAGCAACAUCAAGAGCCCGGGGCGCUGGGCCUUCCAGGUGGACCAUUUCGCUGUGCCCAAAGGCUGUGUCUACAACGCCAACUUCCUGCCCCCCGGCACUUUCUUCUGGAGUGACCAGACGUGCAAGCGCCGGUGCCAGUGCAUGUAUGGGGAGGACGGGGUGACAUGCCAUGAAAGGGGUUGCUCCCUGGAUGAGGCCUGCCACCCAGCCUCCUGGUACCACGUGUGUCAGCCCAUCAGCCGAGCAGCCUGCCAGGCAUGGGGAGGGCGGCACUACAGCACCUUCGAUGGGCGACUCUACCACUUCCAGGGGGCCUGCACCCACAUGCUGUCACAGAUGUGUGCCCGCCCGCAUCUCUCUGGCCUAACACCAUUCCGGGUGGAGGCAGAGAGUGAGGAGCCAGAAGCGGCACAGGGGGCACCCUGGACCCGCCUUGUCCGGGUGACAGUCUAUGGGCAGGACAUCGCCAUGGCCAGGGGAGCCACUGGACACAUCACGGGUCUUUCAGGAAAAAAACAGGUGAAUGGGAUAAAGUCUCUCCUUCCGGUCACUCUUCUCAAUGGCAAGAUCCAAGUGCACCAGAAUGGCUUCUCUGUGAAAGUUGCUACUGAUUUUGGGGUGGAGAUUUCCUAUGACGGGAUUCAACGUGUGGAGGUCACCGUACCCUCGACUUACCGUAACUUCACCUGCGGCCUGUGCGGGACACUGACUGGUGACCCCUCCGAUGACUUCCAGACUCCAAAUGGCAUCUUAGUCACAUCAGCUGCUCUCUUUGCCACAAGCUGGCAGGUGAAGGGUGAGAGGCGCCAGUGUGCGGAGGACCAGUUGCUGCCUUCUUGUCCCAGUGCUGAACAGGCUCUUUAUUCUGGCCACGACUACUGCGGCAUUAUGAAAAUGUCUCCAGGCCCCUUCGCAGCCUGCGCUCAGGCCCGAUCCCAUGCAGGCUUGGUGGAAAACUGUAUGUAUGACCUCUGCAUGUCCAGGGGGAAUCGGACUGUGCUGUGUGGGGUUCUCCGUGCUUACACCGAGAGCUGCCAGGCAGCCAACAUCACUGUUGGGCAGUGGAGAACAGACCAGUUUUGUGGAAUCACUUGUCCAGAGAACAGCCAUUAUGAACUCUGUGCCAGUGCCUGUCCUGCCAGCUGCAUGGAUUCCACUGCCCCCUUGUACUGCACCCAGCCUUGCAGAGAGGGUUGUGUUUGCAACACAGGCUACAUUCUCAGCGGAGCAGUGUGUGUGUCCCUGAGACAGUGUGGCUGCACGUUGAAUGGUCAGUAUCACCAGCUAGGAGACGAGGUGAUCCUGACAGACACCUGCAGUAGGAAAUGCAGCUGCCGGCAGCCUGCCCAGCCCAUGCAGUGCCAGGAUCAUGCCUGUGGGGCUCUGGAGAUGUGCAGCAUUGUGGAUGGCAUCCGAGGCUGUUACCGUGUGAAAUAUGGCACCUGCUGGGUGUUCGGUCAUCCCCACUACACCACGUUUGAUGGAGUCACGUUUGAUUAUCAAGGAGCCUGCAAAUACACCCUGAGCAAAUACUGUGGCCCCCCCGGGAAACUCCCCGACUUCACCAUCAAAGUAGAGAAUGUGCACAGGGGCUCCAUUGUAGUGUCCUGGACGCACCUGGUAGAGCUCAAUGUCUACGGUGAGCAUAUUGCCAUAGCAGCAGGACAGUAUGGCCAGGUGCAGGUGAAUGGAUCCUUGGUCAAUCUUCCCCUGGUCCUUGCAUCAGGUAAACUCUACGCCUAUUUCAGCGGCUCAUCUGCUGUGGUUCAGACGGAUUUUGGCCUUUCUGUAUCCUAUGACUGGUCCUACUAUGUGUUGGUUUCUGUUUCUGAGAUCUACUCUGGGUUCCUCUGUGGACUCGGUGGAGACUUCAAUGGGAACCGGAGCGAUGAUUUUCGAACCCCAAAUGGUUCUGUGGUCCAUGAUGCCGUCACCUUUGGCAAUAGCUGGAAGGAUGCCGAUUCCCCUUUUCACUGCACGGCCGUUGGGCUCCCAGCCCAAUGUAACAAAGUAGAACUGGCCCAGUACAAAUCUCAGCAUUACUGCAGGGUCAUCACGGAUCCUACUGGGCCUUUUAAAGAGUGUAACCAGCCGGCUGAUGCUCAGGUUCACUUCGAGAGCUGCGUGGGGGACGUGUGCGCAACUCGGGGCAGCCACAAGACCCUGUGUGAAGUGCUUCGCAGUUAUGCCCAGCAGUGUCAAAGUCGCGGCAUUGCCAUUGAGCCGUGGAGACAGUGGGCUGGGUGUGAGCUAAUCUGCCCCGUCAACAGCCACUAUGAGCUCUGUGGACCUUCCUGCCCGGCCUCUUGUGCCCACCCAGCUGUGCCCUCCCGCUGCCGGACUGCGUGUGAAGAAGGGUGCCAGUGUGACCCUGGCUUUGUGCUGAGUGGCACUGACUGUGUGCCUCGGAGGCAGUGCGGCUGCACCCACAAUGGCAGAUACCACCUGGCAGGGGAAAGCUUCUGGGAAGGAGAAAAUUGCCAGAGAUUGUGCAGAUGUGACGGCUCCUCCCACUCUGUCCAGUGCUCCCGCUCUGCCUGUGUCCCUGGGGAAUUCUGUGGCACUCGAAAGGGGGUUUAUGGGUGCCACAAGCGAACCAAUGGCAUCUGCUGGGCUUCUGGGCUGCCCCAUUACACAACAUUUGAUGGGAAGCGAUACAAUUCCCAGGGCACCUGCAAAUAUGUCUUUGCUGAACUGUGUGGGGCAUCAAAGUCCUUACCCUUCUUCAGAGUGGAAGUGAAGAAUGGAAACCUGCCCCAUGUUCCUGUGGCUGUGACCUCGGAGGUGUUUGUCCUUGUGAACAGGACUGAGAUCCAUCUGCAGAGAGGGCACCACGGGACAGUCAAGAUUGAUGGGGUGACUCUGACUCUCCCGGUGCAUCUCCAGAGAAGAGGAAUCGUCGUUUAUCAGGAUGGGUUUCAUACCGUUGUGCAGGCCGACUCUGGUCUGAGUGUGAGCUACGACCUGGCCCACAGCCUCUUUCUCAGCCUCCCCCCUGAGUACCGAGGCCAGACCUGUGGGCUGUGCGUGAACCUCAAUGGAGCGGCUGAGGAUGAUUUUGUGAUGCAGAACGUCUCUCAUGGGAAGGACACCUUCCACUUGUCUUUGGCCGGGAAGUCGGAGGAUGUCCCUGGCUGUGACGACGGCUGCCCUGAUUCCUGCCCUUUGUGUGAAGAUGAGAAAAGUCUGGUGGAGUCCAAGUCCCGGUGCUGGGUGAUCCAGGACCCUGAUGGGCCGUUCUCCUCUUGCCACUCCCAGAUUGACCCAGGCCACUAUCUGUCUGAUUGUAUCUUUGACCUGUGUGUGUCAGGAGGGGAGAGCAGUGCCCUGUGCGAGUCCAUUCAGACAUACGCAGCUGCCUGCCAGAGAGCGAAUGUCUCCAUCUCACCUUGGAGGAACGAGACUUUCUGUGACCUGACAACUCAGGACAGUGGAAGGACAGUGUGA